Molecule: messenger RNA, 909 nt
Organism: Arctia plantaginis
Lineage: Eukaryota; Metazoa; Arthropoda; Insecta; Lepidoptera; Erebidae
Source: the annotation of a GenBank genome assembly
AUGCUAUCGUAUUUAAUUGUAAAAAUCAAGAUGCUGUCGAAAUACCUAACAUUACUCUUAGUGAUUCUGCCAGCUUUUACAUACGCCGGUAUAGUAAUUAAAAUUAAACUAACUAAGAAUGGUGAUGACACUACGGUCGAAUUUCUCGGUGAAGAUUUAGCUGAUAUCACAGAAAAGGAACGGGCGCUUUUUAACAUCGACGACGAAACCUUGAAAAAUGAAACAGAAAAAUUUAUCGGAAAACGCUGCACAAAUGUGUUCCUUAAACCACCGACACCCUGGGGAGACGUGUAUACGAAGUAUGGCUGGGAUCCUGUUAAAAGGAAUAUCAAGCCAAUUGAAGCCAGAGUUAUAGGUGUUAAUAUGAAACCGGUUACCGUCGGUAGUGCGGAAUAUGUCAAUAGUCAUAACAGCCUAGUCGUUCCUUACAAUACAAGCUUAACUCAGCAAGUUAACGAGACUGUUCAACACACCUGGAGUACAGGGGUGAAAUUUGAUGUAGAACAAGAAAUCACAUACGAAAUAACCUUUGCUGAGAAUAGUGUCGAAGGCAGUACAACUAUGUCUUACACUUCAUCUUGGGGCGAGGAUACCACGAAAUUCAGAUCAGUAACCCUCGGCACUACUUCAACUACAAUGACCGAAGUUCCCCCAGGGAAUUCGAUAGUGGCUUCACUUAUCGCUACGCAAGGCACGGUGGAUAUUGAAAUCCGUUACUCCAUCGAUCUCAUAGGAAAAUUAUUUUGUAACUAUGAAGUAUCGUUUCACGGACAUCACUUUUAUGCUAUGCCUAUUCACCAACUCCAUAAAGCUGCAGACACACCUCUCCUGAAAUACUCCACUGAGAAGGUAUCAGUGGGUUUCUAUACUAGCGUCAAGCUGGAGGUGACUAACAGAACUGUUUCGUGA